AUGCCCACAGUUACACUAAACACGAAUCAUUUUAACCUCGAUGUCGGCGGCUUCGCAGGUUUCUUUGGAGGCGAAGAGGCGGUUUCCGCAAUGGAAACUGUGCAUCUCUAUAGAGCAAGACGGUGGACAGGUUGGUACAAUUCCCCGGGCAGCUACAGUGUUGGCAAGCACUAUGGCCAGCUUGCCAAUUCUCGCUUUUGGGACGGAAUGUUUCCAGGACCCAAUGCAGAGCCCACCGUGUACAUAGGGCUGGAUGGAAAGUCCGGCCCUGCAUAUUUCGCAUCCCAGUCCGGCACGUUCCUAAAGCAAACGGGUCACCUUGCAUACCUGUUAAUGCAGAGGUGUAAAGACCAACGAGCCGUGACAGUAGAGGGACGAAAGACAAGGGCUAAUAAAGUCACCAUCUUGGAAAUGCCAGACAUCAAGUUCGACGCUACUGCCGAGAAUAGCCUAACUAUCCGUGCCCGGGAUGGUUUCCACAAACACGUCGCAUUGUUCCCUAUUGCCACUAGCGUUGCAACAUGCAUAAUUUGUGCGUGGGGCGAUGACUGGUAUUGCUUCUCCUUGAUCCUCCUCGGCAUUCUCAUCAACGGCAUCUCGUGUUUUAUAAUCGGCUCUGCAUCUAUAGUCCUCCAGAGUGUCGCCUCCUCUAAAAAUGCACCGCCAGGCGAUGGCAUGUUGAUGGAUGGAAAUCAUGUGAUCGUCGUCCUUGGAAAAGAGAAGAAUGUUAUUGCCAUCACGCAGGGCAAAUUCCAAUUGGACUACAAGCCCUGGACCAAUAACGAAUACGCGGCAAUCGGGAUCUGCUCAGUCCUGCUAGUCGUUCAAUUUCUGACGCAGUUGCUCCUGAUACCACAGGGCAAACUAUUUGGGCAGGUCAUGUUCCUAACGUCCUUCGCUGUGUCAUGGGGGUACAAUCUCUUCUUGUCGUCCAUGGACAAAGAAUACCUGCAAGAGGAAAGGCUCGUCCAGGCGUUGAAUUUGACGGAGGAUCGCAUGAAGACGUACAAACUGGGCACAAGAACGGCCGCAGCUGUUUUCGCUUGCCUGACCCUUCAGCCAGACUGCGAGCAUGAAGAAUGGGAGAACAGAGGUUUUAAGCCACAAGAUAUUCUUCGACAGUUCAUUCCAAACGAGACGCACGUAUGGGCGGUCUGGAGAAAUCAGGUCUUGGAACAGAUGAAAAGCAGCAAGUCGUCCUUGCAAUCUUUUGAUCUUCAGGCUUGUGGUGAUCGCAUAGCUGCGUUCAACGAUGCCGACAAGAGCUUGCUGAGUGACUUGCUCUUGGACGCUCGCACUGCAUACCAGCAGCAUUUGAUAUUGCAGGUUCGGAAACGCAACUUGAUUGGCAGCAUUUCGAGUAGUGUGAAAGCAGAGACAUGGUGA
This is a messenger RNA of Suillus subaureus, 1386 nucleotides long. RefSeq lists its product as uncharacterized. Lineage: Eukaryota; Fungi; Basidiomycota; Agaricomycetes; Boletales; Suillaceae. The coding region runs from base 1 to 1386 and encodes 461 amino acids. The record is from RefSeq and is a predicted model, not a curated record. The transcript has 2 exons.